Molecule: messenger RNA, 2851 nt
Organism: Macrosteles quadrilineatus (aster leafhopper)
Lineage: Eukaryota; Metazoa; Arthropoda; Insecta; Hemiptera; Cicadellidae
Product: villin-1-like
Exons: 15
Coding region: 48-2675 (875 amino acids)
Biological process (GO): cytoskeleton organization; actin filament severing; actin polymerization or depolymerization
Cellular component (GO): cytoplasm; actin cytoskeleton
Molecular function (GO): phosphatidylinositol-4,5-bisphosphate binding; actin filament binding
Source: RefSeq, a predicted model, not a curated record
CAUUGUGGACUAAAUUUGUUAGUGUAAAACUAAAUUUUACUAUCAUAAUGGAUAUUUCUGUGGAAAACAAUUUAACAUUGCAUAAUGUGCGGAAGGUCAGUGAUCAUUUUGAGGGAAUUCACAGGGUGGACGAGAUUUCCCAUCUUGAUCACAGGAGGAUCUCUAGAAGAACCAUGACAGGGACAAAGACUCCUGAGGUUGAUCCUGCGUUCAGAACCAUCUCCAAGAGCUCCACAGCCUUUAUUAUCUGGAGAGUUGAGAAUUUCAAACUGGUUCCAGUUCCUAAAGAUCAGUAUGGGUUGUUCUAUGAGGGUGAUUCGUACAUUGUUUACGCAGCUUCUGAAUAUGGGAAAUACAUUGUGCCCGGAAUGAAAAGCACUGAGAAGAAAGGCCGUUUGGAGAUGCAUAUCCACUUUUGGCUAGGCGCAACGACCUCGCAAGACGAGAGUGCUGUGGCGGCCUACAAGACUGUGGAGCUGGACGACCACCUCGGUGGGAUCUGCACUCAGCACAGGGAAGUGCAGGGACAGGAGUCAACACGUUUCCUGGCGUACUUUAGCAGCGGCAUCAGGACACUGAAAGGUGGUGUGCAGUCGGCUCUGAACCAUGUAAUAUCUCAGUUUGAGCCCCGGCUGUUCCGAGUGAAGGGCCGUCGCUACCCUGUCAUCAGACAAAUGCCAGCCAUCAAAUGGGAACACAUGAACAAAGGCGACGUCUUCAUCAUCGACACAAAAGAUGUUGUGUUCAUCUGGAUCGGCCGGUCUGCUAACAACAUGGAGAAACUUCAGGCUAUCAAGGUUGCAACACAGUUGAAAGACGAGCACAAUGCUGUGUCCAUCGUUUUUGUAGACGACGGCAAAGAGGAAAAGCUCCUAGAGUCUGAGAGAAUGUUACUUGGAGUCUAUUUGGACCUAAGCGCAUCGGCGCGUGCGUCACUGCGGGAGGCUACAGACGAUGACGGCAAAGUGGAGACUAAGGAACGGUCGGCCCUCAAGUUGUACAAGUGUUCUGAUGAGGACGGAACUUACAAAGUGGUUGAGGUGAAAACUGGUCCACUACUACAGACAGACCUCAACACUAAUGACUCGUUCAUAAUCGACAAUGGCGCUAACGGUAUCUGGGUGUGGAUCGGUCGUCACGCUUCAGCGAAGGAGCGAGUAGAAGCUAUGCGCAACGCACACGGUUUCAUCAUGAAGAAGAACUACCCGAGCUACACACACAUCAGCCGGGUCGUCGAGGGCGGAGAACCUACAGAGUUUAAGGCUCUGUUCCUCUCGUGGAAGGAGAAAGAGAUCAUAACCAACAUUAACAAUAUCAAUAAAAUGCCAGCAGUGAAGGCAAAGGUAGUGACGAUGCAAGAUGCCACUACGCUGCACGAGUCACCACGGCUAGCAGCUGAGUCGCAGUUGGUAGACGACGGCAGUGGUACCACUACGGUGUGGCGAGUCGUCCAAUCAGAGUUAGAGCUGGUGCCCAAGCCGUGUCACGGAACAUUCUACGCAGGCGACUGUUACCUGGUCAAGUACUCGUAUUUUGCACGAGGACAGGAACGGCAUAUCCUCUACUAUUGGCUGGGUCUCCACUCGAGUGUGACGGAGCAGACGGCCCUGGCACUACACACAGUGGCACAAGACGACGCUCUAGGCGGAGCCGCUGUACAGGUCAGAGUGGUGCAGAGCAAGGAACCGCCCCACUUCCUGGCGAUCUUCCACGGCAAGAUGGUGGUGAUGAGUGGCGACCAUCGUGACUGGUAUCCCGACAAUCUGCUGAUACAAGUGCGGGGCAACCAGGCACACAACACCCGCGCUACACAGGUGGUUCUGAAAGCAUCUUCACUCAACUCCAACGACGUGUUUGUUCUGAGGAAUGGAAGUUCUUGUUACGUCUGGUGCGGCAAAGGUUCAACCGGGGACGAGAGGGAGAUGGCUAAAAAAAUCGCCGGCUCAUUGACAAAAACAGAAUUUUCCGUUGUGUAUGAAGGUCAGGAAAAGACAGACUUUUGGACCGCGAUUGGAGGAAAGGAGUCGUACGCAGACUCUAAAAGGUUGGCUGAAACUGAGAAUACAAUCCCAGCAAGACUCUUCCACUGUUCCAAUGCUACUGGAGUCUUCAAAGUGGAAGAGAUGGUCAAUUUCACGCAGGUGGACCUUGUGCCGGACGACGUGAUGUUACUCGACACAUGGGACGCAAUCUUCCUGUGGAUCGGACAACACGCCAACCGGGAGGAGAAGAAACAAUCCAUCACCCUGGCGUUCAACUAUCUGCGCACAGACCCAGCAGGAAGAGAUCCAGACACUCCUAUUCUGCAGAUCAAACAAGGAUUUGAACCUCCAAACUUCACUGGGUUUUUCGGCGUUUGGGAUCCUGAUUUGUGGAAUGAAUACAAACCAUUUGCCGAACAACGGAAGGAGCUUGAAAGUCAAAAGCCGGUGCUUCAAGUUGAGUUGAAGAUUACAAACGGUGUACAAGAUUUUGAGGAGUAUGAAAAAUUUCCCAUUGAUGUCCUAAAAGAAAAAGACCCAGAGAAACUCCCGUUGAACGUGGAUGCCACAAGAAAAGAACUCCACCUCAGCCGUGAUGAUUUCUCCUCUACGUUUGGGAUGUCGUUUGAACAUUUCAACAGUUUACCAAAAUGGAGGCAGGACAAUUUGAAGAAGAAAGUAGGGGUGUUUUAAACACGUGUUAGUUGUAAAUAUGUUUGUUAUUUAUUGUUUAUUAUUAAUGUUCUAUGAAUUGUAAACCCUAUUAAACCUGUUCAUUGCAAUUUAUUUUUAUAGUUAAUGAAUGUAUAUUGUUUUAACAACUAUGUGAUGAUGUCGAUAUUUAUAAAUAAAUCUGGAUAAGUUUAAUA